This is a messenger RNA of Megalops cyprinoides (Indo-Pacific tarpon), 606 nucleotides long. It is a transcript of the gene tmem141, whose product is annotated as transmembrane protein 141. NCBI's taxonomy places the organism in Eukaryota, Metazoa, Chordata, Actinopteri, Elopiformes, Megalopidae. The transcript has 5 exons. The record is from RefSeq and is a predicted model, not a curated record. The coding region runs from base 101 to 484 and encodes 127 amino acids.
UAGGUAACAACAUGGCUUUCUGACAGUACACUGAAGACUGUCACUUGCCGAGGUUAAAGCACUCUUUGUUAUUGCAAAGCUUUAGUACAAUUUACGCAGGAUGGUCAAUCUCGGGCUUUCCAGGGUCGAUGACGCGGUAGCUGCAAAGCAUCCGGGAUUACAGCAGUAUGCAGCCUGCCAGUCCCAUGCGUUCAUGAAGGGGACAGGGAGCUUCGUGCUAGGGACCGGAGGUUUAUUUGUGAUACAGAAAGUCCUGCAGAAGAGGCUGCCGUACCCGCUUCAGUGGAACUUACUGCUGUCAGUAGUGGCUGGCUCAGUGUGCAGCUAUGCUGUGACCCGCAUAGAGACCCAGAAGUGCUCUGACCUGUGGAUGUACUUAGAGACAGGAAGCUUUCCAGACAGAACGCCUCACACAGAGGAAGCCCCUCCCCCAGCGGAGCCCUCUGGCCCUAAAACCACGCAGUACGGAGACGUGAUGGAGUGACAGUGGAAGUGCGAGCGAUGGACACUCACGUGCCUUCUGCUCCCUGCCUCCCUUCUCUGUCAUUUCAAUGCAUACAAAAAUCCUGCACACGUGGAUCAGUUUGCAUAUUAACAAUAUAUACA